Messenger RNA from Glycine soja, 861 nucleotides. Its product is annotated as PHD finger protein ALFIN-LIKE 2-like. Gene Ontology annotation, molecular function: transcription cis-regulatory region binding; transcription coregulator activity; histone binding. The transcript has 5 exons. NCBI's taxonomy places the organism in Eukaryota, Viridiplantae, Streptophyta, Magnoliopsida, Fabales, Fabaceae. The record is from RefSeq and is a predicted model, not a curated record. The coding region runs from base 23 to 685 and encodes 220 amino acids. Gene Ontology annotation, biological process: regulation of DNA-templated transcription. Gene Ontology annotation, cellular component: nucleus.
UUGAUCCGUACCAUUUGGUUGCAUGGCUUCCAAACCUCGCACUGUAGAAGAGAUCUUCAAGGACUAUAGCGCCCGAAGAAUCGCUAUUAUUCGUGCACUCACUCAUGAUGUUGAUAAACUUUACGGGCUCUGUGAUCCAGGAAAGGAGAAUUUGUGCCUCUAUGGACAUCCGAAUAAGGCUUGGGAAGUAACUCUGCCAUCAGAGGAAGUUCCACCAGAGCUCCCUGAGCCAACUCUUGGAAUCAAUUUUGCUAGGGAUGAUGUGAGUCGCAGGGAUUGGAUUUCUUUGGUUGCUGUGCAUAGUGAUUCGUGGUUGCUUUCUGUGGCCUUUUACCUUGGAAUUCGUCUUAACCACAAUGAAAGAAAACGCUUAUUUGGUUUAAUCAACAUUCUUCCCACCAUUUUUCAAGUUGUGACCGACAAUAAACCAAUUAAGGACAAUCCUACUAUGGAUAGUGGAAGCAAAUUUUGGGGAAGCACUGAGGUAGCAGCAGUUCGAAAUGAGCAUAUUGAAAUAUUUUGUGGAAGUUGUGGUGGAAAUUACAACAAAGAUGAAUUUUGGAUCGGCUGUGAUAUUUGUGAGUGGUGGUACCAUGGAAAGUGUAUUAUGAUGACCCCUACAAAGGCUGAGACCCUAAAGCACUAUAAAUGUGCAUCAUGCAGCUUAAGGAGAGGCAGGUUAUAGACCGAAGGUAAUGGAAUGGAUUUAUUUGAGGCAAGACAAGAUCACAAGAUAUUGUAAUAUUGUUGUUACAUCACUUAUAAAAUUUCAUGUAACGGCAUAGUAUCCAUGUUUAUCUGCAAAUUUCUUUGGGAUUAAGUUUGUUUUCACAAAGAUGAUCAACCGUUAGCAUAUGUUAA